GAAAAAUCAGUCAUUCGAUUUGAGUUGCUGCUCAAAUUAGUUGACCUAAGGACGUUACGCAAAAAAAAAUUAAAAAUUUUUUGCAAAAAUUCCAACAUGACUGAAGACUCGUGGGUGUUAGAUUCGCUGGUGUGCUUUCUACAUGGACCUGUUUGGAAUGCGCCACUUCAGACGUUCAUCGAGGAGAAAUCAUUAGUUUUCGAUCCCAAUAUGCAAAUUGAUGAGAAUAAUUCCGACAUUGUGGCCAUACAUAAUGAGUACAAGAAUCUAGUAGACUACAUGCUGGGCAGCUUUAUGGAAGAAAUGCAAAUUACACCGGAACAAUUUGAGACGGCUUGCAUGGAAGGCCGAAACCCGGACAAUCAUUUGCACUUUCACCAGGGUCUUUUUCAGCAGAUUUGGGCAGCCAAUGAUAUAAAAAUGUUUAUACGCAUGAUGACCCAACGGAAUGUGGAGUUACAACUGCAGGCGUUGGAUUUGAUUGAGAAAAAUCAAUUAGCUCUGCUGCAGGAGAGCGAACCCGCUGACAAUGCCAGCUCCACGGAAACCAGUAGUUCUCAUUGUGAAAAAUAUGAUGAAGUCGAGAAUUUUAUAGCGAAGUCCUUGGAGAAGGAACUGGAAAGCCCAGAAGCGGCAGUAACCCCUGAACCGGAGAGUGUAGACUCAAGCGUGAACGAAAAAUUUGCGCGUUUGAAUUUAUUCUUCGACAACCAAAGGAUUGAUCCCGAUGAUGUUGUGUCGCGUCAGGAAUACCUUCGCCAGCAACGUGAUAAAAUUGUUGAAAUUAAGAAAAAGACACGCGCCAAGCAGCUGCUCGAAACGGUGGCGCGCAAAAGUGCUACCAGUCAGGCGUCUACUGGACGUCCGUCCUCAGCACAAGUGGCGCAGAAAUUGCUGGAAAACGGCGGUAAAGCCACCGAGCUGCUAGAAAAGGAAAACGUUGGUGAAGGCGCAGGUGAAGGUGAGCCGCAGAGUUCGGCGUUGCAAUUGCGUAAGACCUUGGCUAAACGUUUGCGGGCCGAGGUGGUGGAACAUGAGUAGAAAAAGCUAUUAAGUAAGGUUGUAAUUAGCUAAAAAUUGUACUUUUUCACUUUUUAGUGCAAUAAAUGAGUAAUACCCGUAUUCAGAAUUCUUCCGAAGUAAAGUAUUUACAUAUGCAGGUGUAAUCCUAGAUAUAGUAAACUUUCAUCGAAGUCUCACGUUGAGAAGAAGAUUUCCGAAUUCUUAAUAUCAUUCUGGCAAUGUAAACGGGUCUUUGGUAAAACGAGGGGUCUUCGCAG
Messenger RNA from Rhagoletis pomonella (apple maggot), 1280 nucleotides. RefSeq names its product cilia- and flagella-associated protein 36. Gene Ontology annotation, cellular component: ciliary base; axoneme. Bases 97 to 1041 code for a protein of 314 amino acids. The record is from RefSeq and is a predicted model, not a curated record. NCBI's taxonomy places the organism in Eukaryota, Metazoa, Arthropoda, Insecta, Diptera, Tephritidae. The transcript is spliced from 5 exons.